CCGGGGCAGCCCAGCCCGGCGGCGGAGGCGCCGUUGGAGACGGUGGGGCUGUGCCCGGCCCCGCGCCCCACGGGGGAGCGUGUUGUGCCGCGGGGGGAGCGCAGGCCGUGUCUGAUGAGAAAUGGAAAUCUGGCUCAAAGUCAUCCUUCCUGUUGUUGACAUCACCUGAAAACUCCACUGAAAAUAUUUCCACUAGUUUACUGCAAACAUCAGCUUCCCCUGAGGUCUCAACACCUUGAGCAGUGUACCAUACUGCGGUACAGAGACUUGCUGUCGCCGUCAGCACUGGAAAAGACUGAAGCUGGCAUCCCCAUUGUCCACAGCCAGAGGUUGCCCUGCAUGACACAGCUGUAAAAUGUUCAUCAGAAAAAACUGAAUGGUAGAUCCUUAAGAGUCCAGAGGAUGGCAUAGCAAUAACGUCACCGUCCGGGGAGCUGGGGUCCUUCCUUGCUUGCCUGCGUGCUGCUUGAACUGAUCCCAAGCCUUUGUUUUUGGACCGAAGAAGCCUGAAAACCUUUCUCUCCUAAUUCAUGAGCCAGCAGGAUGUGGUCGCUGUGCUUUCAGAACGCCUGCUCGUAGCCGCCUACAAAGGCCAAGUGGAGAAUGUGGUGCAGCUUAUCAACAAGGGUGCCAAGGUAGCGGUUACCAAGCAUGGCCGGACCCCCCUGCAUCUUGCUGCCCACAAGGGUCAUCUCCACGUUGUCCAGGUUUUGUUGAAGGCAGGUUGUGACCUGGAUAUUCAGGAUGAUGGUGAUCAGACAGCAUUGCACCGGGCUGCUGUUGUAGGGAACACCGAUGUUAUAGCAACUCUGAUUCAAGAGGGGUGUGCUUUGGACAGACAAGACAAGGAUGGGAACACUGCUCUUCAUGAAGCUUGUUGGCAUGGAUUCAGUCAGUCUGCCAAAGUGCUCGUUAAAGCAGGAGCCAAUGUUCUUGCCAAGAACAAGGCAGGUAACACACCUCUUCACCUGGCUUGCCAGAAUAGCCAUUCCCAGAGUACUCGUGUUUUGUUACUUGGAGGAUCUCGAGCAGACCUCAAAAAUAAUGCAGGAGAUACUUGUCUGCAUGUGGCUGCUCGUUAUAAUCACUUGCCCAUCAUUAGGGUGCUGCUCAGUGCUUUCUGUUCUGUCCAUGAAAAGAACCAGGCAGGGGAUACUGCGCUCCAUGUAGCUGCUGCUCUAAAUCACAGGAAGGUGGUUAAGCUGCUGCUGGAGGCAGGGGCUGAUGCAUCCGUUGUCAACAAUGCAGGUCAGACCCCUCUAGAGGUUGCCAGACAGCACAAUAAUCCUGAGGUUGCACUCCUCCUCACUAAAGCAUCACAGGUCUCACGCUUUAACCGUGGAAGAAGCCUGAGAAAGAAGAGAGAGAGACUGAAGGAGGAAAGGCGUGCUCAGUCGGUACCACGGGAUGAAGUGGUACAGAGCAAGCAGGGCAGCGUCUCAGCUGCUGACGACACGCCGAGCAGUGACCAGCCACCGCAGAGGAAGAGCGAUCUGAAGGGUGAACCCCGGUCAACCUCACCAGAUCCCAAAGGGAAGAAGAGCAAAAAGAAAAAGCCAAAGGAAAAGCAGGUUUCAGCACUCUCGGACCCCAUCUCCCCAGCCGAUCAGCAGACACUCCCUCGGCCCCAGCAAAACGUGCCUAAGCGCAGAAGUAAACACCACUGCUCCUCUCCACCCCCUCCCCACGAGGUCCGAGCCUACCAGCUCUACACGCUCUAUCGAGGAAAGGAUGGGAAGGUGAUGCAGGCACCAAUAAAUGGAUGUCGUUGUGAGCCCCUGAUAAAUAAACUGGAGAAUCAGUUGGAGGCAACGGUGGAAGAGAUAAAAGCUGAGUUUGGGACAGUACAAGAUAAGAUGAAUGUUAAGCUGGGCCAGAUGGAAAGCAAAACUCAACAUCAACUCCGUGUUUUAGACAAGCUUAUGGCUGAGCGGCUGUCCGCAGAGAGAACGGAGUGCCUUCACCGCCUGCAACAGCACACGGAGUUGGAAAAAAACGAGGGGGAGAAACGGCAGGUUUCCUUGGUCGAUGAGCUGAAGACUUGGUGCAUGUUGAAGAUUCAGAAUCUGGAGCUCAAGCUUUCUGGAGAUUCCAGGUCAUCAAGACCAAAAUCAACUUUGUCCACUUGUGAGUCUCUCACUGAGACCCUGGAUACUGAGAACAACCCCCACAGUGCCAAGGACUGUAAAGCCAACCAGCCCGUGCUGCAGUCAGAGGGCUCCCACCAGCAUUCCUAUAUCACGCUUCCAAAUAGCCUCGUGGAAGAUGGGGGAAGGAGCAGAGUCCAGAUGCCAGAACAGAGCUUUGGGCAACAUUUUUGCAUUCAACAAGAUGGUGCAUCGGGUACGACCUUGUCAGGUACAGAGCAACAGUUAAUCGCUGGCGGACCAGUUUCUUCUUCUGCCCCUGCUCAAGACGUCAGGCCAAAGGACAAAGCUGUUAGCGCCAGCACGUUCCACAGGUUCCAGCAGGAGCUGCCCUCCUCCGAGCUUUUGGGCUCCAAAUUGAGACACGUUAAGGUUCAAGCUGCUUUGCAGCCCUUGACUGAACCUGCAAAGACUGAACCACAGAGCGGCUACUUCAUCGACAAAGGAACUCAGACGAAGAAGUCCAGCAAAAGCGGGCAGUCGAGGCACAAAGCUCUGCACCACGCUGGGGCACAUCAGAGCCAGGAGCAGCAGCCCUCCGCCCUGCCUGCGGGGCAGCCGCCUGCCCCUCCACUCAGAGACACCUCCCAGGCCCUGGAGAUAACGCAGUACUUCUUUGAGGCCGUUUCCACCCAGAUGGAAAAGUGGUAUGAACGGAAAAUAGAAGAAGCCCGGUGCCAAGCUAAUCAGAAGGCGCAGCAAGACAAAGCUGCGCUCAAGGAGCAUAUUAAAAGCUUAGAAGAGGAGCUCAGCAAAUUAAGGACUAAGGUGCAGAAAGAGAGCUAGCAUCUACCAAGCGGGUAAAGACAAGCAACAGGACUCAUUUGGGAAUCUGGAAUAUUGAUAGAGAGAGAUAUAUAUAUUUGUAGUGCCUGUUACAUCCAAACAAAAUGCUCUUUUUCAGGAGUAGAAAUAACUUUGGAAACUCCAGAACUGAGGAGAGUUCAUAUGCAGACUGUACUGAUGACAACGAAAUGCUGCAGAUUAGAUCCUUUCUUCGUUAUUUCCAAGAGUCUGUUAAAUAUUGCACUCUCAAUUUCCAGGUGCUGCUUGAAAACAAACUGCAUUAGAAACCAAAACUGCUUUCUGAAAAGGGAAUUUCCUUAUUUUCACAAUAGGUCAUGUGUGGCUAGAGGGUUCCGCUGUAUGCUACAUGUAAACACAUGGCGAUACCAAUACUGAAAUAGAUUCAGCAUGUUUGAGAGCUUUUGACAGAAAUUCCUUAGCGAUGAAGGGCUAUUGAUACUAUUUUAGAUACUCCCCACAGCCUCUCUGUCAUCAAUGGAGAGAAGCUACAGAACCAACUCAAAUUACAAGCCCACGUAGAAGACUGAUGCAGGCUUCCAGCUGGGAGAGGCCAGGCCACCCCAGAGUGAGGUGCCGGGGUGAGUCAUCCCAUUAGGUACAGAGGCUUCAGUUGCCACUGUGCUUUUCUUUUGGGUUUCCGUUAUUAAAACAAAUGCUAAGUUAGAUUUGUCUUUUUUUUUUAAUGGUGUCCUGGUUGCAAAGCUCCUUGUGGUUACACGGCUGUUGGGGCCAUACUCCAGUAAUGUGACUGAGAAGAUUUGUUUAGGGCAUGGAUGGCAAAUAUUUCACCAUAACUGUGCUCUACUUGUUAGGUAUAAUUCUUAUCUCUCUUUUCCUUCAAGCAGCAAAUGGCUGAAUUCUCUACUACUGAAGCCUGAAAAAGUCCUUUAUCUAAAGAAGGGAAAGCUUGGUUCCCUGUACUCCAAUGUCGCUUUUUCUGCGGAGUCAGGAUUUUCUCCCGGACACCUUGUCCAGACUGUCUUCCUGUGUUCCUCUGAAUGAUUCCUCUCUCUGUUUUUCCCCUUGUAUCUCUAAAAGGAGAGGCUGGGCCCUGGUGAGUCUGCAGGUCUUAGGACUGGUUUCACAAACAGUCCCACAAAAUAGAACUCAACAACAUUUUAAAGUUUUUAUGGAUGUGUUUUGUUAUAAAAUAAAAACUUACAAUGACCAAUGUUGUCCAGGCUGACAGACGCUGAAUACACCAGAAGCACUGUAACUCGUUGCGUCUGCACCCCUUUAGGGUUUCCUCCCUAUACCUCUGAGAAGGCACCAUCAGAUUCUGUUAGAAAAGUAAGUUUACUUAACAGAUCAUGAGAGAACAAUUGUUCAAAACCAGUUCAAACACAGGAUAGUACUGUUAUGCCAAGGAGAAAGAGAUUUUUUUUCUGUACUGAGGAGCCCUGAAAUCAAUACAAAAUACUUUACAGUAUUGAAGACACCAUUGACUAAUUAGUAAUUAAGCUUUUGUCUUCUUAGCAGAUGUAUAAAGCAAAGAGCACUGUAUUAUAUAACAAUAUUUUUAAAGUUCCUAUUAAUGCACUAUCAAGACAAGAAAAGUGUAUCUGCAGUUAUGGAAAUACUAGUUUUAUUGCUCUGACUUCCGUAGCCUAAUACAGACACUUUCAUAUGUUUACAGUUUUGUUUAAGCUACUGUAGGAAUGCAGAAGCAUGCUAUUUAAGUUUUGUAUCAUCUUGAUAGUGACUGUUUUGCCAAGCAAUUAAAGUAAGUGUUGCUCAGAA
Molecule: messenger RNA, 4694 nt
Organism: Aquila chrysaetos chrysaetos
Lineage: Eukaryota; Metazoa; Chordata; Aves; Accipitriformes; Accipitridae
Gene: ANKRD6
Product: ankyrin repeat domain 6
Exons: 18
Coding region: 531-2933 (800 amino acids)
Biological process (GO): positive regulation of transcription by RNA polymerase II
Cellular component (GO): nucleus
Molecular function (GO): protein binding; transcription cis-regulatory region binding
Source: RefSeq, a predicted model, not a curated record